AUGUCAUUAAAAAGAGCAAGUGUUGUCUUCAAUAUUCCGAGAACAACCAUACAGUCACGAUUAAAUCGUCAAGGGCUCAAUAAAGUUAGGAACUUAGGCAGAUUUAAACCCGUGUUCACUCCACAAAUGGAAAUAGAAUUGCGUGAACAUAUAAUACAGUUAGAAAAACUUUUUUAUGGAUUAUCAACGACAGAUCUUCGACGAAUGGCUUUUCAAUUUGCUGAAGCAAAUCAAAUAAAUCAUCCAUUCAAUAAAGAUCGGAAACUCGCCGGAAAGGACUGGCUGAUAUCAUUUUUAAAACGUCAAGGAAAUCUAUCAAUUCGAAGACCUGAGGCAACGAGUAUCGCAAGAGUGACAGGGUUUUCAAAGAACAAAGUCAAUGAGUUUUUUAGACAUUUAAAAGAUGUUUUGGACAAAAAUAUUUUUCCUCCGCAUCGUAUAUACAACUGUGAUGAGACAGGGAUUACCUGCGUUCAAAAACCAGGAAAAAUAUUAGCUAAAAAAGGAAGAAACCAAGUGGGAAGAUUAACUUCAUUGGAAAGAGGAAAAAAUACAACUUUAUUAGCUAGCGUCAGUGCUACGGGCACAUUUAUUCCACCAUUCAUGGUCUUCCCUCGUGUACGAAUGAAUCCAAGUUUGUUGGGUGCUGCAUUUCCUGGAACAGUGGGAUUCUCUGCUCCAUCAGGAUGGAUGGAUGCUGGCUUAUUUGUUAAAUUUUUACAACAUUUUAUAGACUGUACAAAAACAACCAAAGAGUCUCCAAGUCUACUGAUACUAGACGGUCAUUCAAGCCAUAAGUCCAUUGAGGCAAUAAAUCUGGCUAGGAAUUCUGGAAUCACUAUGUUGACCUUACCACCUCACACUUCGAAUAAGUUACAAACUCUUGAUGUUAGCGUAUUUGCACCGUUCAAAACCUACCUUGCAAAAGAAAUGGAUCAUUGGCUCACAAAUCACCCUGGGUGUAGAAGUACAGAAUAUGACAUGGCUCCUAUGAUUAAAAAUGCCCUUUGUAAGGCAUUUACACCAAUAAAUAUUAUCAAGGGUUUUGAGAAAACGGGAAUUUAUCCUUAUAAUCCGGAUGUGUUCCAAGAGAGCGACUUUGAAGCGGCUGAAAAUAUUCUUCAAAAAAAAUCCAAUGAAGAAAGCGAGGCGGCCGAUAAUAUUCUUCAAGAAGAAUCCAUUAACUCAAAAAGAGCGUCUGUUGAGAUCACUCUUCGAAAGAACUCCAAUCCGGAAAGUGUCAAUUUCUCAAUCAUGUCCAAAAACUUAGCUAAGUCUGAUGCACCUAACCCAGAAUCGCCUGCUGAUGACAUCCGGACAGAUACUAAAGUUUUACCGGUUAAUUUAGAGUUAGAACAACCGUCAUGCAGUCAUAUUCUUAUUUCAUCUAUAAGUCCAAUCCCAAAACCAUCUCAAGGGAACAAAAACACCAAAACGAAAUCCAGGAAAACAGAAGGAUCCACAAUAAUAACAAAUUCACCUUUCAAAGAUCAGCUUGAGGAGAAAUUAAAAACAGUAAAAACUAAAUCAGUCAAGAAAAACUUUGGGAAGGCAAGGCCAAGUUUGUGUAAUAUAAAAAUAAAAAAUAGAGGAACUUUGGAGGAAAAGGAAAAAGGUUCAUUAGCAAAAACAAUGUCGGAGGAAGAGAAAAACACAAUAUGCGUUUACUGCCAUGAGAUAUAUGGAGAUACUUGCCACGAAGAAUGGAUCAUGUGCACAAAAUGUGGUGCCUGGAUGCACGAGGAGUGUUCGGAUAACGAAACGGGUGCUGAUAACCAUAUAUGUGACAAUUGCCGUUGA
Messenger RNA from Sitophilus oryzae (rice weevil), 1800 nucleotides. RefSeq lists its product as uncharacterized. The transcript has a single exon. Gene Ontology annotation, molecular function: DNA binding. Lineage: Eukaryota; Metazoa; Arthropoda; Insecta; Coleoptera; Curculionidae. The coding region runs from base 1 to 1800 and encodes 599 amino acids. Gene Ontology annotation, cellular component: nucleus. The record is from RefSeq and is a predicted model, not a curated record.